AUGUCUGAAACUUCAUCUGAAAGUUUAUCAUUAGGAUUAGUAAUUUAUGCAUCAGUAAAACCAAUUUUUAAAAUUUAUUUUAUUAUAGCUAUUGGAUUUUAUUUAGCAAAAAGAAAUAUUUUAACAGUUACAACAUGUAGAGAUAUAUCAGAUUUAGUUGUAACUGCAAUUAUGCCAUGUUUAAUUUUUAAUAAUAUGGUAAGUUAUUUAAAAUCUUCAGAUAUUAAAAAUGUUGGAAUUAUUAUAUUUACUGCAAUAUUAUUAUUUAUAGUUGGUGGAUCUAUAUCAUUUGCUAAUCAUUUUAUUACAAGAUCACCGAAAAGAUGGCUUGGUGGAUUAUUAUCAGUUGGGAUUUUCCCAAAUAUUAGUGAUUUACCAAUUGCAUAUAUACAAACAUUUGCAAAGGGGAAUAAAAUUUUUACAGCUGAAGAAGGAAGUAAAGGUGUUGCAUAUGUUUGUAUUUUUUUAAUGGGAAUGAUUUUAUUUCAAUUUACUUUUGGAUUAUAUAGAUUGAUUGAAUGGGAUUUUAGAGAUGAAUUAUUGGGUGAUGAUUUGGAGAAGAAUAAACAUAUUACAAAUUCAAGUAGUAGCAGUGAUGAUAAAGAUGAAGAAGAAGAAGAAGAUGAUGAUGAUGAUGGAGAAAAAAUAGUUACAAAUAAAUCAUCAACAAUAGGAAAUCGAAGUCCCAUACUAGCGUCUGAUCUGAACAGAUCUGAUACAACAACUUCAGAUUUAGAAUCUAUAAAUACAAAUUCGAGUGAAGCAGAAAGAAGGAGAGAAAAAAUUUCAAAUGAAGAAGAUCAACAUAAUGAAUUUUUAAAAGCAAAAUCUAAAAAAAAUAUAGAAAAUACAUCAGAUUCAAUAAUAAGUAGGAAAAGAACCAAUAAAAGUACCAAUUUAUUAUCACCACAUACAACAAAAAGUAGAAGAGAUUCAACAAGUUCAAUAACAAGUAAUCCAUAUGGAUUAGAAAUGAUUCCAUCAAGAAAUAAUGAUAUAAGAAGACAACAAUCACAAAACGUGGAUGAUGUUAUUAAUGAAUAUUCAGAAUUUGAUACUUUAAGAAAUAAUGAAAUUGAAAAAGAAAAAUCAAGACAAGAAAGUUUGGUAAGUAAUCCAAAUGAUAAAAUAAUAGAACCAAAAAAAUCAAAAUUUAAAUCAUAUGCUAAAACAAUGCUUAAAAAUUUCACAUCAUCAAAUUCAAUUGCAUUAUUAGCUUCAAUAGCAAUAUGUAUGUCACCACCAUUAAAAGCAUUAUUUGUUCCAACAACAUUUUAUAUACCUAACGCACCAGAUGAACAACCACCAUUAUCAUUCAUAAUAGACUUAACAAGUUAUAUAGGAGCUGCAUCAGUUCCAUUAGGUUUAUUAUUAUUAGGUGCAACACUAGCAAGAUUACAAGUUAAAAAUAUGGCACCAGGAUUUUGGAAAACUGCAAUUUUAGUAACUGCAACAAGAUUAAUUAUAUUACCAAUAUUUGGAGUUGGAUUAACUACUGGAAUAUAUAAAGCAGGUUGGUAUGGUUCAGAUAGAUUAGUACGAUUUGUAAGUGUUUUAGAAUUUGGAUUACCAAAUGCAACUUCAUUAGUUUAUUUUACUGCUUUUUAUACUGAUCCACAAGCUAAAGAACAUUUACAAAUGGAUUGUUUAGCUGUUGUUUUAAUUUUCCAAUAUUUGAUAUUAUGGUUUACUUUACCUUUUUUAAUUACUUUUACUUUAAAAGUUUCAAUGGGUUUAUAA
Messenger RNA from Lodderomyces jiufengensis, 1740 nucleotides. It is a transcript of the gene ECM3, whose product is annotated as putative ATPase. The coding region runs from base 1 to 1740 and encodes 579 amino acids. Gene Ontology annotation, cellular component: membrane. NCBI's taxonomy places the organism in Eukaryota, Fungi, Ascomycota, Pichiomycetes, Serinales, Debaryomycetaceae. The transcript has a single exon. Gene Ontology annotation, biological process: transmembrane transport. The record is from RefSeq and is a predicted model, not a curated record.